AUGGCUGCUCCUGUCGCUCGCACGCUCGUAGCAACGUCUGCACGGUCAGCACGCCUUGCAGUCGCCCGCCCAGCGCCCGUCGCCGCCGUCCGAUUCUCAUCAGCUCCCACUCCGUCCCCAUCUCCCGCGCCUUCCACUGCUCCCACUGGGCCCGCGACCAGCCAUGCGAACCGACCGACUCGUACACCGCAGCCCACAAACCUCCCCGGGUCCAACCUGCCGCCCCCGACGUCUGCCAAAAAGUACUCGCCCUUGACCGUCGCGGUUGUCAAAACGCUCGCCAAGCUCUUCGGGUACAACACGCAGACAUCGACGGCUAUCCGAGUGACGACAGACUACUACGACCGGUGUGCGGAGCGGGCGGAAGUAGAGGCGCCGUUCUUCUACGAAGAAUGCUACCUUCCCCCGUCGUUCCAGACAUGGUUCUCCAUCACCACCCUCCACGUCUGGCUCCUCUCCGUCCGAUUCCGCUCCCUCCCCGCUCCCCUCGGCCGCGUCUACAUCCAAGAACUCAUCAACCAGAUGUUCGUCGACGUCGAGAAUCGCAUUCGUGGGCCGUACAAAGUCACGCAGAACCGGCUCGUCAAGGGCUACAUGAAGGACUUGCUGGAGCAGUACCAUGGAGCGUGCGCGGCGUACGACGAGGGAUUGAUCCGUGGAGACCCGGUGCUGGCGGCGGCGAUUUGGAGGAACGUGUUUGGUGCGGGAUGGGGAGCGAUGGGAGGCGUCAAGGGAAAGCGCGCGCCUGAACCUGGCGUCGCUCCCAAGCUCGGCCCGAACCCGCUCGCCGUCGAGGAGGACGCGGCGACGAAGGGUACGAAGACGAGCAGCGCAUCAGCCACAACGUCGGCGAACGGUACAGCGUCUUCGCUCGAGGUCGAUCCGAUCCAGGCUUCGAUCCUCAAGAAGAGCCAGUCGCCGUCCGACGUCUUCCAGACGGACGAACCUCUCGUCGACCCUCGACACGCCAAGUGGGCGCCUCUCUACCCCGAAGACCCCGACCUCGAGUUCCCGCAGAGCCUCGAGCAGUUUGUCGUGUUUAUCAGGAAGGAGGUGCACCGACUGGAGCGGCUGCCGGACCAGGUCAUCAUGCAGGGUCAGCCGGAGCAGGGUGAGGGUAUGACGGACUUCAACAGGCUGUAG
Messenger RNA from Rhodotorula toruloides NP11, 1143 nucleotides. RefSeq names its product protein required for assembly of ubiquinol cytochrome-c reductase complex (cytochrome bc1 complex). NCBI's taxonomy places the organism in Eukaryota, Fungi, Basidiomycota, Microbotryomycetes, Sporidiobolales, Sporidiobolaceae. Gene Ontology annotation, cellular component: mitochondrion. Bases 1 to 1143 code for a protein of 380 amino acids. The record is from RefSeq and is a predicted model, not a curated record. Gene Ontology annotation, biological process: mitochondrial respiratory chain complex III assembly. The transcript is spliced from 2 exons.